Molecule: messenger RNA, 2129 nt
Organism: Sardina pilchardus (European sardine)
Lineage: Eukaryota; Metazoa; Chordata; Actinopteri; Clupeiformes; Clupeidae
Gene: adamtsl7
Product: ADAMTS-like 7
Exons: 12
Coding region: 1-1890 (629 amino acids)
Biological process (GO): extracellular matrix organization; proteolysis
Cellular component (GO): extracellular matrix
Molecular function (GO): metalloendopeptidase activity
Source: RefSeq, a predicted model, not a curated record
AUGGCUCAACCGCAGCAGCAGCCAUGGCUACGGUGCUCCCUCCAGCUGGCCCUGAUCCUCUGCCUGUGCUGCCCUGCCACUCGUGCUGCUCCUCAGGACGCCCGUGUGCACCCCACCCCUCAGGAGGAGUGUGUGGGCUCAGGGCCUGAUGUGUGUGGAGUGUGUGCAGGCGAUGGCUCCUCCUGUGAGCUGGUCAGUGGAACGUUCUCACGCUCGGCGCUUCCUGUGGGGUACCAUAAAGUCCUGGACAUCCCCUCAGGAGCGCAGCGAAUCACAAUCCAGGAGACCAUCAAGAGCAGGAACUACCUUGCUCUCAGGACGGCUACGGGUCAGUCGGUCAUCAAUGGCAACUGGGCCAUCAAUCGCCCAGGUCACUUCCAGGCUGCUGGGACUCAGUUCACAUACCGGCGGCCCAACGAGAUCCGCAGUCGUGCUGGAGAGUCCAUCUCUGCCCAAGGGCCACUGACUCAGGACCUGCAUCUCUAUGUCAUCUAUCAGCAGCCUAACCCCAGCAUUAACUAUGAAUACAUUCUGCCAAAAUCCCACCGUCUGGCAACAGAAAGCUCACAUAAUUCAACACACUCUCAUAUACUUCCUCUUGUGGAGACACAUGCAGUUGAUGAGAGGGACAAUCUGGUGCCCUCAAACUCAGUCACUCCAAAGCCCCUCCCACUUUACACCUGGGUUGCCAUGACAACUACACCAUGCAGCUCCACCUGUGGUUCUGGUAAACGUCAGAUCUACUUUAGCUGUGUGGAGCGGGCCACUCAGACCACUGUUCCAGGAGACUUCUGUAGCCACAGUGUGCGCCCCGCUCCUCAACAGGAGACCUGCUCCAGCCAACACUGCCCUGCUUUUUGGGACGUGGGUGAGUGGUCAGAAUGCAGCCGGACGUGUGGUCUGGGACUCCAGCAUCGCCAGGUCCUCUGUCGCCAGAGUCAGGGUCGCCAUGGGAACAUCACGAGCAUCGUAACCGUGGAGACACAGCAGUGCGGCCACACUGAGAUGCCAGAGACGAGUGUGCCGUGCCAGCUGCAGAUCUGCAGUGAGUGGCACAUCCGCACCGACUGGACAGAGUGCUCAGUGCCCUGUGGGGUGGGCCAGCGCAGACGAGAGGUGGUGUGUGUGUCCAGUCUGGGCGACGUGGACGAUGAUGACCAGUGCAAUCUAGCCAUGAAGCCGCCUCAGCUGCAGAACUGUGACAUGGGGCCUUGUGCUCGCAGCUGGUACUUCUCCUCCUGGAGCCACAGAUGCUCUGCGGACUGUGGCGUAGGCUGGCGCAGCAGGUCAGUGGUGUGUGUGGACGGUGCUGUGAGUGCGCUGCCCCUGGAUGGCUGUGAGGGAGAAAGGCCAGCCCAGCUGAGCGCCUGUGACCUGGGCUCAUGUCAACACAGGGUAGAGUGGUACACAGGACCCUGGGGACAGUGUUCGUCCGAGUGUGGUAACGGCACCCAGAGUCGGGGUGUGCUGUGUGUUGUCCAGAGUGCGGGUCAGCUGGAGGUGACCUCUGGGAGCAACUGCUCUCACCUGCCCCGCCCUCCUGACACACAGCCCUGCCGUCUCAGCACCUGUGGAGCACAGUGGUACCUGACAGACUGGAGCAGUUGCUCUCGCUCGUGUGCGGGUGGCUAUCGUGUGCGGGAGGUGCGUUGUCUGAAUGAUGUCAUGGCCCCGAGUGACGGCUGUGACCCCGGUUUGGCCCCAGAGAGUCGAGAGGACUGCAACACACAGCCAUGUCAGCCGGACAGAGAUGGGUGGUGCCGAGACCUCCACUUCAACUGUGAGCUGGUGGUGCAGGCGCAGCUGUGUGUGUACGACUACUACCGCUCCACCUGCUGUGCGUCCUGCUCCCGCGCCAACCACAGGAACGCACGUCCCGCCGGAAGAUGAGCCCACAGGGAGAGGUCAUCUGACCGGUCACUCCGCCUCAGUGCAGAGCAGCCUGACCUCACAGGGCGGACGUGAAGGACAGGGCGGUGCUCUCAGUGACCCGAGGCCGGCCUGCUCAGGGCUGCAGCACCAGGGCGCAGCUGCUCUCUCUGGCCUGCUGGGGACUGCGCUGUGCUCCUCUACUCCAGACCAGACACAACACCAACAGCACCACAUCACACAUCAUCAGGAGUCAGGAC